UUAAAAUGUAAAGGUUUAUUUAAUUUUUUUUUGAUAAUUCAAAUCUUCUUUUAUUUUGAUAAUAAACUAAUUUUUAUAAAGUUAGUAACGCGUUUUACACUUACUUUCGUACUUUAAAACCAUUACCAAUUAGUGGGACUUUUCAAAUUGACCAGAUGUACAACUUAUUUUUUCUUUACCAGUUAUUGGGACAUGCAAUUAAUUGAAAUUAUUAUUAAAUUAGCCUUCAGAAUUGCACAAAAUAACUUGUUUUUACUGACAAGAGUUGAAAAUGAAUAUAAGUUGACAAAUAAAAAUGUUUUUUUUAUAUGUAAAACUUAUUUGACAUAUUAUUUAAUAGUUAAAUUCUUUAUUAAACCCUUAACUGAUCAGGUACUGGGACUUUCACUUUAUCUCUGAAGACUCAGUAGUUGGUCAAUUAUUAUCUAAAUACUUUACAUGAAUUCCUUUAUACCUCAAUAUGAAUUGUAUAUCACUGAUUCAAACAUUUUUUUCACUAUUAUAAUAACUUAAAAAAUAUAAAGUAUUGUAUUAAAUAUAGAAUGUUUGAUACUAAAAUUAUAAAAAUUUAAUAUAUUUGGUUCAUCAUACACGAAUAGCUUAAUAAAAAAUAAAAUUCAAAGUGGUUAGGUAUUGGGACGUGGCCAGUAACUUAUGUACCGUUAUAUGAUACGGCUUAAACGAUAGCUAUGUGUUUUUCAUAUUGAAUCUUUUGCUUCUUUGUAAAAUAAGUAUUUAAAUUGGAAUAUAAUUAAUCAGCUAUAAAAAUUUUAAACAUAUUAAAUGGAGGUACGACGAAGAAAAACAAGAGAUGAAAAUGAGAAAUUUGAUUUUAAUACCGAAAAUAUUAAGGAAGGAAUUUUUCAAAAAACGAAAAAUGACCCAUCCAUAGAAAGAACAAAUAAAGAAUUAAAAAAAGGAAAGACUGAUAAAACUUUAACUAACAAUAUCAUUAACGUUAAAAAUGAACAAAUAUCAAAUAAUGAAUCUUUAAAUAAAGAAAAAAUGGAGCAAUUGACAAACACUUCAUCACCAGUUCGACUUAAAGUAAAUUUUGAAAUAGAUUUAGUGGCUGUUAUAUUAUUAAUAUCUGGACUUGUUACUCGCCUCUAUCAUCUGGAAGAACCUCGCAAUAUCGUAUUUGACGAAUUGCAUUAUGGUAAAUAUGUAAGUCUCUAUAUGAAAAAAAUAUUUUAUUUUGAUUCCCAUCCUCCUUUGGGAAAGCAACUCAUAUCAGCUGCAGCAUAUUUGGCAAACUUUGAUGGUCAAUUCAAAUUUGAUAGAAUAGGAAAUCCAUAUGGAGAAAAUGUUCCUCUCUUUGCAUUAAGAUUAAUACCUGCUUUAUGUGGAAGUUUUCUAAUUCCUACUGCUUACUAUUUGUCAAAAGAAUUUGGACUUAGACAUUGGAGUUGUAUAAUUACUGGCCUAAUGUUGCUUUUUGAUAACGCUCUCUUGACCCAGUCACGUUUCAUCCUUAUGGAAAGUAUUUUAAUACAAUUUUUACUUAUGGGUUUAUUGUGUGUAAUGAAGUUUAGAAAAGUUCAUGAUGAACCUUUCACUUUUGCUUGGUGGAUUUGGUUAACAUUGGCGGCAACUAAUUUGACAUGCGCAUUAUGUGUCAAAUAUGUAGGAUUUUAUUCAUUAUUUCUUGCACUUGUUUUGAUUGGACGAGAUUAUUGGAAUUUACUAUCAAAGAAUGAAGUUUCAAAUUUGAUUCUUUGGAGUCAAUUAUUUCUGCGGAUUUUGACGUUAUUCAUUAUCAUAACAACGGUCUACUUAGGAAUAUUUUAUGUUCAUCUGUCGGUACUGACAAAAGCCGGCCCUCAUGAUUCCGUGAUGACAAGUGCAUUUCAGGCUAGUUUGGAAGGAGGAUUGGCUAGUAUUACCAAGGGACAACCCUUGGAAGUAACUCAUGGUUCGCAAAUUACACUUCGCCAUACGUAUGGCAGAGCUUGUUGGUUGCACAGUCAUAAUCAAGUCUAUCCUUUGAGAUAUCCUGAUAAACGAGGAAGUUCACAUCAGCAACAAGUGACAUGUUAUUCCUUCAAGGACGUUAACAAUUGGUGGAUUGUUAAGCGACCUGAGAUUAACGAUUUGGUCGUUACGAAACCUAGCGAACCCAUCAGACAUGGAGAAGUUAUACAAUUAGUUCAUGGAAUCACUAGUCGUGCUUUGAAUUCACACGACAUUGCAGCACCAAUGACUCCACAGAGUCAAGAAGUUUCAUGUUACAUUGACUAUAACGUUUCAAUGUCUGCUCAAAAUUUGUGGCGAGUGGAAAUCGCUAAUCGGGAUCAAGCCGGCAAUGUUUGGCAUGCUAUACAGAGUCAAGUUCAACUAAUUCAUGUAAAUACAGAAUGUGCCUUAAAGUUCAGUGGUCGAAUGUUACCCGAAUGGGGUUUCAAUCAACACGAGGUUGUUGCGGAUAGAAUAAUUGAGCAAUCAAAUGCCAUAUGGAAUGUAGAGGAACACAGAUACACAAAAAGUGAGGAUCAAAAGCAGAGAGAACGAGAAUUGAUUAAUGCAGAAAUGAUACCAUUGAAAGCUACAAGUUUAUCGUUUUGGGAAAAGUUUUUAGAGUUGCAGAUGAAGAUGCUGUUUGACACUCAUGAAGAACAAAAUAGUCAUAUGUAUUCCAGUGGACCCUUGGAGUGGCCCUUCUUAACUAGGGGCAUUGCAUAUUGGAUUUCUGCCAAAAGUAAUGCUCAAAUCUACCUUUUGGGAAAUAUAGCAGUUUGGUAUACUGGGACAAUUGCAGUAAUAGUAUAUUCAGGACUUUUAAUUUUCUAUUUAAUGAGACGAAAGAGGCUUUGUUAUGAUAUUUCUGAAGCAGAGUGGAAUAAAUUUUCAACUAUUGGUCAAGUUUUAUUAACGGGAUAUUUGUUACACUACUUACCUUUUAUAUUUGUUGAAAGAACUCUUUUUUUACAUCAUUACUUACCAGCAUUUAUGUAUAAAACAUUAUUAACUGUUGGAACAAUAGAUCAUAUAUACUCUCUACUCAGAAUUCAUUUCAAGCGGAGGCACUUUUGGUCUAUUUUUAAGUUAUUCACCAUUUUUUGGAUUGGAUUUAUUGUUUUCGUUUUUCGCAAGUUUGCUUCUCUCAGUUAUGGAAUGACACCUUUGAGUGCUAAAGAAAUUUUAAAAUUAAGAUGGAGUGAUACCUGGGACUUCAUUAUUCAUAAAACUUGAAUAACUUUAUUUUUUCAUGUUUUCAUAAGUGAAAGCCGUAAAAAUAAUGUAUACUAGUUUAAUUUUGUUAACAAUUCGUAUUUUUCUCAAUACAUAAUAUAAAUUAAAAUUUUAUAAAAUAAAUGGAGAAAUUUUAGUUAUUAAAAAUGUACAUAUACAAUUUAUAUUUAUAUGUGGAUAAAGUUGUUUUUUCAAUAAAAUAUUUUUAUAAUUUAUUAUAUAA
Messenger RNA from Leptopilina boulardi, 3415 nucleotides. It is a transcript of the gene rt, whose product is annotated as protein O-mannosyltransferase 1. The record is from RefSeq and is a predicted model, not a curated record. Gene Ontology annotation, biological process: protein O-linked glycosylation via mannose. The transcript has 7 exons. Gene Ontology annotation, molecular function: dolichyl-phosphate-mannose-protein mannosyltransferase activity. Lineage: Eukaryota; Metazoa; Arthropoda; Insecta; Hymenoptera; Figitidae. Gene Ontology annotation, cellular component: membrane; endoplasmic reticulum. Bases 784 to 3192 code for a protein of 802 amino acids.